GGCGAAUCUGCUCACGUCCCUAGGUAAGUCCCGCCGCGAUUUGGCCGAAGAGUGUUUCUCUUCAAUUCAAUCGCCAAGCCUGAGAACUGACGCCAAUUCAUCAUUAGAACCUUCAAGUGGUUUCCUUUCCAGAAGGAGUUUCGGCCGGUGGACGAAGCCCUUAGAGACUCUUCCGACGACGAAGACGUUGGCUCGUCAAUUAACCAAGCGUACGAUAAAAUGUUUGAUAGUCCCGACGGUUUCCCUUUUGUGGUGGGUGGCCAGUUCGGAAGUGUCACUGAUCAGCAUCCGUCUGCCAUCCAAAUAUUUCAGUUAUGGCAGAUCUACCUAGACAAUGUCAACCCCCUACUCAAGCUGACACACACACCUACGCUGCAAGUGCGGAUAAUCGAGGCCGGAGCUAAUCUUGACAAAGUGUCUCGGUCGCUAGAGGCGCUGAUGUUUUCAAUUUACCUGAUGGCCAUCACAAGCAUAGAUGAAGCAGAAUGUCAGGCCACGUUCAACGAAUCAAGAAAUACGUUAUUGGCCAAAUAUUAUUAUUCUGCACAGCAGGCCCUUUUAAACGCAGGCUUCAUGCGUAAUCCAGAUAUCACCUUAGUACAGGCAUAUUUACUAUAUCUCUUGGGUUCCCGACAAUAUACGGAUCCCCGGACUAUGUUCUGCUUGACGGGGAUUGGUGUGCGGCUCGCUCAGCGCAUAGGGUUACAUCGCGAUGGCGCUCAAUUUAAUCUCUCUCCGUUCGAGGUGGAAGAGAGGAGGCGGUUGUGGUGGACCCUUGCAGGUUUUGAUCGACGAAUCGGAGAGCUCAGUGGCUCUAUUAUCACGGCCAUCUCCAAUGGAGGCAACUGCAAGCUGCCCCUUAAUAUCAAUGACGCCGAUCUACAUCUACAUGCUAAGGAUCCACCUCCUCCACACACCGGUGCAACUGAGAUGAUAUUCUCUCUUGCGCGUCUGGAGUUCGCCAAAGCUCCGGGGAACGACAAGAUGAAGGGCCAAUCAUCGGAGACGAACCCGCAUGCCAUUGCGAGUGUGGCUGACUAUCGGUUGUCAGGCUACCUUGAGCGGUUCUCAACUCACAUGGAAGACACUUACCUCAGAUACUGCGAUCCUAAAGUUCCACUGCAUUAUAUGACACUACUCAUGACAAGGUCAAAUAUCUGCAAAUUAAAGAUAGUGUCUGGUUUCUUCCGUGUUGCGCUUACGGCACCUACGCCUUUGCCGGCGGUCGAGAGGGAAGACCUCUUCAUCGAGGCUAUUAAGACAAUUGAAUACGAUAGCAUGAUGCAAGCUCGAGAAAACUUGAAAGGAUUUCUCUGGUAUACUCAAAUGCAUUUUCCCUUCCCGGCUUACAUUUGCUUGCUCGCUGACCUACGCCAUCGCACUACUGGUGAUUUAUGCGAGCGCGCAUGGGCAACCAUAUGCGAAAAUGCCGACCUGAGGAAGAUGACAGCUCACAUGCGAAGCCCAAUGCAUCUUUCCUUUAGUCCGCUAUUCGUAAGGGCGUGGGACGCGCGUGAGGCCGCCGAAGCCGCCCUUGGGCGAACCAUAGCGCCACCCCGUCUCAUUACGCAUAUGAGACAAGUGGCGGCAAGGUUGCCAAAGGCUGCCAAAAAGCAAACACCAGCCCCGACGCCUUCCCCAAAGAUCCCCGUCAUAAGUGGUUCUUACGUUGCAUCAGCGCAGACGCCACCAGAACAACAGCAAGCUAUACCAGGCGCUCUUCCGCUAUACUCCGAGUCCGAUGUGUUCUCCAAUUUGCAACAUAUUGAUAUGAAUAGGCAAUUCGCUACCGCCUUCCCGGACGUCAAUUUACCUGGGGAGAUGGACUGGAACUACUUGAUGCAGGAAUACAGCGGGUUCAUCGCCCACCCGCCACAGAUGAACGCCUAUGCGAACCAGGCGCCACUGCAAGAUCCCACGCAAGCUGCUGCUGCCUGGCAGUAGGUAUAUGUACAUUCUACCUUUAUUUUAUUUAUCAUUAUUUAUUUUCCUCUUCGGGUUUAUAUAUUAUUAUCAUGUGGGAUGUAUAUGGGGGAGUAACGGUAAUGGCUUGGGAGGGACUCGGGGCACAUACCCUUCUCGGUUUUGUAUAUACCUUUGUGGCAGGUAUAUAAAAGGUUUCCGGUACUCGGGAUUGUUGAUAAGGAUUAAAUAUCAUAUGUUCUUGUUCUGCACUUUAGGCGCAUUGGUGAAUUGGAUGUACGUGGCCGCAGUGACCGGAUAGCAGUCGUUUUCUUGUGCCUUGUUGUGAGUUCGUGAUGAUGGUAUGAUAGACACGAUAUGAAUCAACUGGGACGUUUAAGGGGACUUCGGUGCAGUAGAUAUGUACAUCGCGUCUUCAAGUUAGAGUGUUUGAUGCGUGAUAUUACUAAGUAGAAAGCUUGAGUAGAGGUAGACUAGUGUUGCGGAAUACUCACUCAUACGUACCCGAUUCUGGGAAGUUUUAACACAGAGAACAGCCAGCCAGCCAGCCAGAAAUUACUACGAGAUAUAUAUAUGUAGAAUUAUGGGAGUCUAGGAAAGAUACACUUGCUGAACGGAAGGGCCGGACGGAUGCACGACGGGAUAAAAAUAUCUCACGAGAAUGAAAAGUCAGAACAUGAGACACGAUGCGAGCAGUGGCGAUAUGUA
Hypoxylon trugodes is the source of this 2631-nucleotide messenger RNA. RefSeq names its product fungal-specific transcription factor domain-containing protein. The record is from RefSeq and is a predicted model, not a curated record. Gene Ontology annotation, molecular function: zinc ion binding; DNA binding. The coding region runs from base 220 to 1944 and encodes 574 amino acids. The transcript has 3 exons. NCBI's taxonomy places the organism in Eukaryota, Fungi, Ascomycota, Sordariomycetes, Xylariales, Hypoxylaceae. Gene Ontology annotation, biological process: DNA-templated transcription.